UCAAUCAUCAAAUUUUCUUCUCAAUUCUCAUCAUUUUUCAAAUCUCACACCCCACAACAUCAUUACCUUUGUACCUUUCUUGUUUUCAUCGAAGUGCUAACUAAAAUGCCUUCAAUGUUGCCAAAUUCCUCAAACUCAUCAAAACACAAGUAUGUUAAACUUUUUUACCAAUAUUUUGUGAACCAUUUUAUUACCCUUACACUCUUAACCAUCAUGAUUUGCAUCUUCAUAGAACUAGUACGUUUAGGCCCUUUUGAAAUACUCAAUCUCUUCAAGUCCCUUCAAUUUGAUCACAUACAAAUCCUUUGCUCUUGUUUUCUCAUAAUCUUCAUAUCCACAAUAUACUUCAUGUUAAAGCCACGCACAAUCUACCUAGUCGAUUAUGCCUGCUUCAAACCGCCGAUUACUUGUCGUGUCCCUUUCGCUACUUUCAUGGAACACUCAAGACUAAUCCUCAAGAACAACCCGAAAAGUGUCGAGUUCCAAAUGAGGAUUCUCGAACGAUCUGGUCUUGGCGAAGAAACAUGUUUGCCACCAGCAAUACAUUACAUCCCACCUAAACCAACAAUGGAAGAAGCAAGACGCGAAGCCGAGCUUGUUAUUUUCUCAUCCAUGGAUACCUUAUUUGCGAAGACCGGACUCAAACCUAAGGACAUAGACAUUCUUAUAGUCAAUUGCAGCCUCUUUUCUCCAACUCCUUCUUUGUCUGCUAUGGUAAUCAACAAAUACAAACUUAGAAGCAACAUCAAGAGCUUCAACCUCUCCGGAAUGGGAUGCAGCGCAGGUUUAAUCUCCAUCGAUUUAGCUCGCGAUCUUCUUCAGGUUUAUCCGAAUUCAAACGCAGUUGUUGUGAGCACAGAAAUCAUUACUCCAAACUAUUACCAAGGAAAAGAAAGAGCAAUGCUUUUACCAAACUGUUUAUUCAGAAUGGGUGGUGCUGCUAUUCUUUUAUCAAACAAAAAAGCAGAACACAAAAGAGCAAAAUAUAGAUUGAUGCAAGUUGUUAGAACUCACAAAGGAGGUGACGAUAAAGCUUACCGUUGCGUUUUCGAAGAAGAAGACAGAGAAGGUAAAGUUGGAAUUUCACUUCAAAAGGAUCUUAUGGCUAUAGCAGGAGAAGCAUUGAAAUCAAAUAUAACAACUAUUGGUCCUCUUGUUCUACCUGCUUCAGAACAAUUACUCUUUCUUUUCACACUCAUUGGAAAGAAAAUCUUCAACCCUAAAAUGAAGCCUUAUAUUCCUGAUUUCAAACAAGCGUUUGAGCAUUUUUGUAUUCAUGCUGGUGGACGUGCCGUGAUCGAUGAGUUACAGAAGAAUCUUCAGCUAUCUGCUGAACAUGUUGAGGCUUCAAGAAUGACGCUGCAUCGAUUCGGGAACACAUCUUCUUCAUCUUUAUGGUAUGAAUUGAACUAUAUUGAAUCAAAAGGAAGGAUGAAGAGAGGUGAUAGAGUAUGGCAAAUAGCUUUUGGAAGUGGAUUUAAAUGCAAUAGUGCUGUGUGGAAAUGUAAUAGAAGCAUUAAAACACCUGUUAAUGGACCUUGGGAAGAUUGCAUUGAUCGCUAUCCAGUUCAUAUUCCUGAGAUUGUUAAGCUCUAAAUCUACGGAAGAUUGAAAAAGAAAAACAUAUAUAUGCUGCAAAGAAAUAUAGGUUCUUUGUGAUUUGAUUACUUUGAUUUUAGCUAUCUUUUUAAACAAAAUUGAAUUCUUUGUGAUACUACUUGUUCCUAGUGUAGAAGCUGAAGGGCCUUGGAUAUUUUUCAUUCAAAUUGUCAUACAUGUUACUCAAAUUUCAUUGUAUUUUUCUUACAUGUUACUCAAAUUUCAUUGUAUUUUUCAUAUGUGAACAUUGACAAGUAAUUGGAUUUUACAUAUAGAAAACCACAAUUGUUGCUUCUGA
Molecule: messenger RNA, 1897 nt
Organism: Medicago truncatula (barrel medic)
Lineage: Eukaryota; Viridiplantae; Streptophyta; Magnoliopsida; Fabales; Fabaceae
Product: 3-ketoacyl-CoA synthase 6
Exons: 1
Coding region: 106-1596 (496 amino acids)
Biological process (GO): fatty acid biosynthetic process
Cellular component (GO): membrane
Molecular function (GO): acyltransferase activity, transferring groups other than amino-acyl groups
Source: RefSeq, a predicted model, not a curated record